UUUACCAUCUCUAGGUGGUGUUGAAUCAAUAAACGCGAGGAAUAAAAAUAUUUACAUUCUUCACAAGCUUGUCUACAGUUUCUGUAAUAUGGCCACCAAAAGAAAACAUCCUUCGUCAAACAAAGUCAAGGAUGACGACGUUAAAAAGCACACCCUUGACUCAGAUGAAGAGGAUUCCGACGACUAUGAGCGGGAAUAUCUAAAUGAUAGUGACAUUGAAGGAGGCGAGGAGGGCAUUGCGAAAGUUGAAGAUGAUGUGAAGGUAACCCCUUUCAACAUGAAGGAGGAACUGGAGGAAGGCCAUUUCGACAAGGAUGGGCAUUAUCAUUGGAACAAGGAAACCGAGGCCAAAGACAAUUGGUUGGACAAUAUUGAUUGGAUGAAGAUAGAAAACCAAAAGAACGCCUUCGAUCCAGCUAAAGACAACCAGGAUUCUAAUUCCUCUGAUGAUGCGAUUGUACCUGCGGAAAAUGCCUUUAACUUGUCAAAGAAUUUGACAAAAAUGUUGGAGUUUAUGAAAGCAGGAGAAACUGUAAAGAUGACACUACAACGUCUAGGAAGCCAGCGACCAGUUUUAACAACUUUGCAAAGAAUCAAGCAGAAGAAAGCUGGCGUUGUGGAUACCAAGACACAAGAAAUAUCUAAGCUAACUGAACUGGCAAACGAGAUACUCUCAAAGACCGGUAACAUGGACAUUUAUGAAGAGACCUUUGAAGCCAUUAAGGCAAAAAUAGCUGAUCUUCCUGGUACAAGCCAACCAAAAGCUGCCGAUGAUAUUGACAUGUAUGCUGAUGACUUUGAAUCAAAAGAGUUGGAGCGAUCCAAAGGCUCCACCACUACAGCUACGCAAGCAAUAUCAGCUCCUACGGAGGUAACAUGGGAGUUUAAAUGGUCACAGAAUGAGGAAGAAGUUCAAGGUCCCUAUAGCACCGAGAAAAUGCUGAAGUGGUCCAAGGGAGAUUAUUUUAAAAACGGAGUUUACGUCCGGAAAUGUGGCGAAAAUACAAACUUCUAUUCUAGUAACCGAAUAGAUUUUGAUUUGUAUUUGUAGAGCUCAACAUAAAAUUGAAACAUUUACUUUAGGCCCUCUGUACUAAAAAUAAAGAUUGAAAUAUAUUA
Molecule: messenger RNA, 1119 nt
Organism: Drosophila bipectinata
Lineage: Eukaryota; Metazoa; Arthropoda; Insecta; Diptera; Drosophilidae
Gene: holn1
Product: CD2 antigen cytoplasmic tail-binding protein 2 homolog holn1
Cellular component (GO): U5 snRNP
Molecular function (GO): protein binding
Source: RefSeq, a predicted model, not a curated record